CUUAAAAUCAUUACUAUUUACUAUCGCUGUGGGUGUGUUCAAGUAGAAACCGUUCACUCGCAGUCGUCGAGACUCCUAACUAAUAUUAACGAUGCCAGGUCUCGAAAAAUUGCCACUAGAGGAGGCUGCAGAGGACUCCCCACAGACACGCACAUUAUUAGGUAUCUUUUAUCAAGAUGCUGUUGGCUUUAAAAGCUAUGUUAAUUCAUUAUUGGAUUCUUGCAAGACCAUUAAUAGACUUCAGACUGAUCUGAGUACAGCUACACAAAACUUUUCUAGAAAGCUGCUAGAUUUUGAAAACCAGAAAUUUCCUCUUGGUACAGAUGAUACUGUUUUAGCUUCAACUAUGAAACAGUUUGCUACUAUUAUUGAUGAGAUUAGCUCGUGGCAAGCAGUGCUGUCAACUCAAUUGUCAGAUAGUAUGGUGAUGCCGCUGUCUAAAUUCAUCAAUACAGAUAUGGCAGAAAUCGACAACAUGAACAGAAUGUUUUGUACGGCAAGCAAUGGUAAGAGAAAGAAUUGUAGUACUGUGUUACUACAAGCAGAAAGUGGACCGGACAGAGAAGAGUGGCUCGCAGCUAUUCAGAAUAUUUCUAGAGAGAAUUACGUGAAUAAUAUACCUGAGGUAAAUGCUGAGAAGAUAAAGGUUUUGUUUCUUGUCAACGAACAGGAAAUGUUUUACUGUUUUGAUCCAAAUCCACCAGUUAAGGUAGAGAUGCAGGCAGCAUUACCACCAUCAUCAUCCAGUGCUAGUAUUCCUGUAUCACAACAACUACCAGGAAGUAGACAUUCUGAUCCAGCAUUACAACCUUCAUCUAGAAAUGAAAGCUUACAACCAAGAGAGAAGGGUAAAUCAAGAUUAAGGACAAGAUCUCGUAGUGAUAGUUACGAACCUAAUCCAGCCCCUGCUACACCACCACCCAGUCCAUUGGAUGCGACAUCAUUACCAUCGAUACCGAUACAGUUUGAUAUGUUAUCACCGAGUGAAGAUCAACCAACUAUGAGAUCACCACCGCGGGAAGGACCACCAAAACGUAUCAAUCCAUUUAGUCAAUCUGCAACCGAAAUUCUUAGUGAUCAUGUUGGCAGUACAUCAUUCUCUGAAGUUUAUGUUGUGCGUUUUCUUGGUUCAAUGGAGGUGAGAUCUGAUAAAGGAGCAGCAACACUAAUAGAAGCUGCAUCCCUAAUAGAGGCAGCAACACUAAUAGAGGCAGCAACAUUAAUAGAAGCAGCAUCCCUAAUUGAUGCUGCAUCCCUAAUUGAUGCCGCAUCCCUAAUUGAUGCCGCAUCCCUAAUUGAUGCCGCAUCCCUAAUACAAGCAGCAUCCCUAAUACAAGCAGCAUCGCUAAUACAAGCAGCAUCCCUAAUACAAGCAGCAACACUAGUUGAUGCCGCAUCCCUAAUACAAGCAGCAUCCCUAAUUGAAGCAGCAUCCCUAAUAGAAGCAGCAACUCUAAUAGAAGCAGCAACACUAAUAGAAGCAGCAACACUUACAGGAGCUGCAUACAUUGUUUUUGAACAAUUGCAACCAACAAAUCUUUUGCUGGAUCCUAGUAAUCAAGGAAUAAGAUCCCAAUAUGCUUUGGAAGAUGUCUCCUUCUUUGCAGCACAUCAUGAAAACAAUAGGUUAUUUGCAUUUAUAACUCGUAAUAAAGGUUAUACAAGUACAAUGACUAGGUUUUCAUGUAGUGUAUUUGAGUGUGAUGCAUCAGGAGAAGAGAUAUGUCGUACACUAAGUGCAGCAAUGCAGGUAGCUUUUCAGACAAGACUCAAUCUCAAGACUCAAGGACAUCAUGCUGCUUCAAGUAGCAGUGAAGCAGAGUCACUGUCCCAGAUGUCAGCAGUCACAUCACCAGUGAAUGUAGAUACGGAAGCUGGUAUACCUGCCCUACCCAUGGAUCCCAAUACAUUAACUAUUGCGGCUGUAUCGUUAGAUGACAAACUAAAGUUAUCAGAGGGUGCCUCCGACAUUCAAGAUUCUGAUUGCUGA
Saccoglossus kowalevskii is the source of this 1990-nucleotide messenger RNA. Its product is annotated as DCC-interacting protein 13-alpha-like. Gene Ontology annotation, cellular component: endosome membrane; cytoplasm. Gene Ontology annotation, biological process: signaling. NCBI's taxonomy places the organism in Eukaryota, Metazoa, Hemichordata, Enteropneusta, Harrimaniidae. Gene Ontology annotation, molecular function: protein binding. The record is from RefSeq and is a predicted model, not a curated record.